ACUUGAAGAAUGGGUGUGCCGUUGUUUAACCGGUGGCUAGUCAGCAAAUAUCCCAAAAUAGUAGCUGACGCCGGUGGCGGCGGAGGUGAAGGGAUCGCGCCUGAGUUCGAUAAUCUAUACGUCGACAUGAAUGGACUUAUCCAUCCUUGCUUCCAUCCCGAAGAUCAUGUCAUCGAUCUCUAAACUUCAUCUUCAUUUCCUUUUCUUGAUGAUUAUUUUAAUAUUUAUUUUUAUUUGGUGUUCAGCCUUUUCCUCCGACGACUGUGGACGAGUUUUUUCGGAGCAUGCAGGAUUCCAUCGAUCGUCUCUUCGACAUCGUCAAACCGCGCAAACUGUUAUUCAUGGCCAUCGAUGGCGUAGCUCCAAGAGCCAAAAUGAAUCAACAAAGAUCUAGAAGAUUCCGCUCUACUAAGGAUGCUGAACUUGCUGAGGAGCUUGAAGAUCGUCUGAGAAAGCAGUUUGAAAACGAAGGCAGAGCUGUUUUGCCUAAGGAAGAAUCGGAGCUUUCUGAUUCGAAUGUGAUUACUCCCGGCACUCAAUUCAUGCACAUGCUCUCCAAGAAUCUGAGAAGCUACAUAAACCAGCGGUUGAACGAGAAUGCAGCAUGGAGAAACAUCAAGGUUAUCUUGUCUGAUGACAAGGCUCCGGGUGAGGGGGAGCAUAAGAUCAUGAGCUUCAUCAGAGCUCAAUGUGCUUCGUCUCAAUAUGAUCCUAACACGAAGCACUGUCUGUACGGUCUGGAUGCUGAUUUGAUCAUGCUUGCCUUAGCUACACACGAAGUGCACUUCUCGAUUCUCAGAGAGGACGUGCGGCCUCGGAGGCAGCAAUCGAGGUGUGAGCCUAUUGUCGAAUUGGAAGAUAAGUUUCAUGUUAAUGAACAACAAGCAUAUCAGUUUGUGAAUAUUUCUGUUUUGAGAGAAUACUUUGCAAUAGAUAUGGAAAUUCCUAGCUUCGACAAAUUUGAAUCUGAUCUUGAAAGAAUCAUCGAUGAUUUCAUCUUCAUCUGCUUCUUUGCCGGGAAUGAUUUUCUUCCUCCCAUUCCAAGCCUUCAAGUCCGCGAGGGAUGUAUCGAUCUACUGAUGGAUGUAUACAAGAAAGAAUUCAAAAAUCUCGGAGGUUACUUGGUGAACAUGGAGAAGGUCGAUGAUGAAAAAGGAGGAUACAUAAAGUUGAGUCGAGUGGAAAAAUUCAUACUCGCUGUUGGUGCACACGAGGAGAAAAUAUUCAGCAAAAGAGCUCAUUUGAGAGACAGAAAAUUGAAUCAAAUCCUUGCUGAGUACAGAGAUGCUAAAGAGGAUGGACAGAAGUGUCUAGAUGAAGGAACUUCAUCUCAAGUAUUAGGCAUGCACGGCAUUACUCGUAUUGAUAAAUUGAAGAUAUCUGCUCCGGCUGUAGAUGCUGAUACGGUUUUGGAAAAUACAAAGGAGUUGAAGCUAAAACUGAAAGACUUGCUAAGUAAUCAAUCCGAUUUGUUCAAAGAUGGCAAUUUUGGUACAGAUAAGGUGAGAUUUGGCGCCCCGGGUUGGAGAGAGCGCUACUACAAAGAAAAAUUAUGUGCUGAAAACCCGACAGAUAUGGAAUUAAUGAGAAAAUCUGUGGUUGCGAAGUAUGGUGAAGGACUUUGUUGGGUGCUGCUAUACUAUUUCUCAGAAGUCCCAUCUUGGAAAUGGUUUUACCCUUAUCAUUAUGGCCCAUGUACCUCCGACUUCAGAGGGCUCUCUGAGUUGAAGGUGAAGUUUGAGAAAGGUUUGCCCUUGAAGCCGUUUGAUCAGCUCAUGGCAGUACUCCCUCCGAGGAGUUCUCAUGCACUGCCUGUGGCUUACAAGGGGCUUAUGGUUGACAAAGAAUCCAAGAUUAUCGACUUCUAUCCCUUAGAUUUCGAGAUGGAUGUAGAGGGGAAGAGAUUUAUGCGGCAGGGUCUAUGCAAACUGCCAUUUAUAGACGAAGAGCGUCUUCUGGUGGAGACUAGGAAAGUUGAAAAUGAAGUGAAGGAUGAAGAGAGGACGAGGAAUGAGGAAACUCCUCAUCAACUGAUUCUAAGAUGUUGGAGCGAGUUGAGGCAACAGCUGUCGUGUUGCAGAGAGAGGAAGAACUCGGAGAAAAUCAAGGGAGCAAUCGCGAUGGAGAGUGAAAUUGAAGGGAUGAAUGGUACGUUGCACGUAAUGGCUGAGGAUCUGAUCGAAAAGAAAAGUGAAAACUCAAGAGAUGAUGAUAUACGCAUUUUCUACGAGAUCCCUCAAUGUUUCCAGAACGUUCCUCGACUCCUGGAAGGUGUAAACAUCCCCAAAAAGAGUGUGUGCAGAGACGAGAUGGAGGAAAGCAUAGUAUGGCAUGAGCACCACAGAAUAGGGCCAUGGCGCACCAAUCGCAACGCUGCUGCUCUGUUCAGGCCUUCUUAUCGCAAUCAGCAACCAGCAAGAACAUCCAGCAACAGACCUCACCACACCAAUUUCUGGUCGUCACGUGGUGGCAGUGCGAGCCAAGAUUGGAGGGUGCGUAAUCCGUGUGGAGAUGGUGGGGCGGGAGAGGUCUCCGGCCAAAGACAACAUACGUAUCGUGGUCAAGGCUGGCCUGCAACAAAAUCUUGA
Molecule: messenger RNA, 2588 nt
Organism: Salvia miltiorrhiza (redroot sage)
Lineage: Eukaryota; Viridiplantae; Streptophyta; Magnoliopsida; Lamiales; Lamiaceae
Product: 5'-3' exoribonuclease 3-like
Exons: 22
Coding region: 285-2588 (767 amino acids)
Biological process (GO): nuclear-transcribed mRNA catabolic process
Cellular component (GO): nucleus
Molecular function (GO): RNA binding; 5'-3' RNA exonuclease activity
Source: RefSeq, a predicted model, not a curated record